Cloeon dipterum is the source of this 2646-nucleotide messenger RNA. Its product is annotated as polyunsaturated fatty acid 5-lipoxygenase-like. Bases 268 to 2382 code for a protein of 704 amino acids. The record is from RefSeq and is a predicted model, not a curated record. NCBI's taxonomy places the organism in Eukaryota, Metazoa, Arthropoda, Insecta, Ephemeroptera, Baetidae. Gene Ontology annotation, molecular function: metal ion binding; protein binding; oxidoreductase activity, acting on single donors with incorporation of molecular oxygen, incorporation of two atoms of oxygen. Gene Ontology annotation, biological process: lipid oxidation. The transcript has 15 exons.
UUCUAAACAACAAUUUCGAAGGCCUAUUCCCUGUCUGACGAAUAUUUCCUCCUGUCUGCAGUUAGUGCAGCGUCACUCGUUCACUGGAAUUAAAAUGUCAUGCCUAUUAACCUCUGCACAAGUGCCAAGACGGGAAGGAGUGCCGAAAUGACAUAACGGGCUCAUUGUCAGCCCACUGCGUAUAUUUUUGGUUCCCCGCUGCACUAGAGAGGAUCCAACCAACAAGUCUCUCAGAAGUGCAGCUCAGAGACGAGGCCGCGUUUAAGAAUGGAAGGGGAAACUACAAAUACGGAGGAGAUGCUGCGGAAUGCUGUAGUGGCCGUCGAGCUAGGCUCUGAACCUGACGAUCAAACGGAUGCUGCUUCUGGUGGAAUGAUGCCAUUGUUUAGUUCGCUUUUUGAGAUGCCCCGUUUCAAGGUGCACGUUACAACGGGAGAUAAGGCUCGGGCAGGGACCGACUCAACGGUUCUCCUUAGACUUGUGGAUGAAACAGGCGCAAAAACCGAGUGGAACCGGUUGGACAAAUUCUUCAGAAAUGAUCAUGAGCGCGGAGAAACCCAUUCUUAUUCAAUCAGUGCUGGCAAGCUGGAACAGCCUGAUGAAAUUGCCUACAUCCAGGUGAAAAGGCAAUCUACACUAAUUGACGAUCACUGGUUUCUGGACAAAAUUGUGGUUGAGGAUACCAAGAGAAAAUUCUCUUAUGUGUAUCCAGUGCAAAGGUGGAUAAAAAGAGGAGUCGAUUACAGUUUAUACCAGUAUGAUGCGUGCUUGCCAUGUGAUGAUGCUCAAUUGGAUCUGCGGCAAGAGGAGCUCAGGGAGAAAAGAAAAUUGUACGAGUUCAAAGAAACAAUUCCAAAUGGACCUAAGCAGGUGAAAGACCUGCCCAGCGAUGAAGAAUUUUCGUCUGGUGCAAAGUCUGAUAUCAUCAUAGAAAAGGGAAAGCUGCUGUUCAGGAAACUUUAUUUAGAGUUCACAACACAGAAGUGGAAAAUAUUUGAUGAUGUCUACAGUAUUUAUCACCCAGAUCAUUCUCUCCCCAAGCCAGCUUGCGCAGAAUUCUGGAGGGAUGAUAAAUGGUUUGGUCUUCAAAGAGUGCAAGGUGUAAACCCAGUUCUAAUCACCCUUUGCAAAGAAAUACCAGCAAAGCUGGCUGUAACAGCAGAAAUGGUGGAACCGUUUUUGGAAGGCAUUAGUUUGGAAGCAGCUUUGAGCACAAACAAAAUUUUCAUCAUUGAUUUGGAGUUUUUGGAUGGCGUCUCGUGCAAAUUAGAGAAGAUGGUGUCACCGAUUGCACUCUUUUACCUGAACAAAUCUGAUGACUUGCUCCCCAUCGCAAUUCAACUUUUCCAAGAACCGUCGCCAUCUAAUCCCGUCUUUCUGCCCAGCGACCCAGCCAACACCUGGCUUCUGGCAAAGAUGUUUUACAACAUGGCAGACGCACAACACCACCAAUCUUACACACACCUAGGAACAACUCAUUUAUUGAUGGAGACGAUGAGUAUUUCUGCGCAUCGAAACUUGUCUCCUUCGCACCCCAUUUUCCGACUAUUGGCGCCGCAUUUUCUGUACCUUCUUGCCAUUAAUGCGCGUGGACUAGAGAAAUUGUUGUCUCCAGGAGGGUGGAUCGAUGUUGGCAUGACGGUACGGCGGGAAGGAAUGUUUGAACUCAUUGCCAAGGGGUUCCAACAGUGGGAUCUUCUGCUAAAUGGAGAUGUGGAAGCCGAGAUAGGGUCAAGAGGUGUUCUUGAUCCAGAAAUUCUGCCAUACUAUCCAUACAGGGAUGACGCUUUGCCGCUGUUCAAAAUAAUCAAGAAAUAUGUGACAAAAAUUGUCAACUUAUAUUACAAAAGCCCAGAAAAGCUUUUGAAUGACGAGGAAGUGCAAAACUGGUGCAAAGAAAUGGCAACUCCUCUGGAGGAAGGAGGCUGCGGCGUUCAUGGCGUGCCAGAAAAACUUGAGAACUUGGAGCAGCUGGUGCACAUCUGUACUGCAAUGAUUUCCGCAUGCAGCAUGGGCCACGCUGGAUCGUUUCAGCAGUAUGAUGCAUACGGUUUUGUACCUAACUACCCAGGAGUCCUUGAAAAAAUGCCGCCACAGUCAAAGGAGGACUUUGGUGACGAAAAACUCUUGGAGUACUUGCCAGACAAGGAAACAACUCUAUAUAUUAUGGUCAUCACAAGCUUGCUCAGCAGAAAGGGGACCCAGAGCUUGGGAGACUUUGAAGUUCAAUACUUGUAUGACCCAGAGGCGGUGAUUAUUGCUGAUGAAUUUCGUUUUGACCUGCACAAGCAUUCCUCUCAGACUGAGCAAGUCAACCGUCAAAGGGACUUCAAGCAUGACUGGCUUGACCCGAAGAGUGUUCCCAACUCGAUUAGCAUUUAAGCUGUCCAAAACCUCUACAUUCCUUGCUUGCUUCAUCUUCCAUAAUUUUGUGAUUUUUACUUCAGUAUUGUUGAGCAUAGCCUGAAGACUAUUAUUAUAUAAACAGCGUUAAAUUAUGAAAAUAAUUAUUGUACAGUUCUACAGUAUUAUUAUAAGGUGCUAAAUGAUGGUGUCUUGUAAAGAAAAUUAAAUGUACCUAGAUUAAAAGACUGAAAGUAAAGCAUGCAGCUCAAGUUGAAUAAACUAUAUUAUAUUCUAAUGUUA